This is a messenger RNA of Schistosoma haematobium, 8462 nucleotides long. RefSeq lists its product as uncharacterized. The record is from RefSeq and is a predicted model, not a curated record. The transcript has 7 exons. The coding region runs from base 1908 to 2705 and encodes 265 amino acids. Lineage: Eukaryota; Metazoa; Platyhelminthes; Trematoda; Strigeidida; Schistosomatidae.
GCUCGUUUCAAAAAGGGCAGUGAUUUUUGUACUUGUUGUGAUUAUACUUGCUUUUGGUACUUAUUGCACCAAAAAGCAUUCUUAGUCUACUUUAACUAAAAGUACUUUGGUUAAAGUUUGAAAUUUUUUGCUAAAUUUUGUCCUGAGUACCUUUUUUUUACUCCUUGACUAACACUUGUGUUCACACUGUGAUCAUUUUGUGAUUUUAAACUUUUUAAAUCGAAUUUCAAUGGUUGGUAAGACUCACAAAUGUGGGCAACCAAAUUGUUUGUUCCCCGUUGAUGAGGGAAUGAAGUGUGACGAUUGUAAAAUGUGGUACCACAGAAUGUGUACACGCCCAAGUCCGACGGCUUACAAAAGAUGUUCGAAGCCUAACUCGCAUUGGCUUUGUAUGUUCUGCUGUACGGAUAAAAAUGUACUAAUUCACUAGGCUAUGGGCCUAUUGGCUUUGACCUGCAAGAAAAAUGAUGGCAGAAGCACUGAUAACGAGAGCGCUGAGGGUGAAGAAUGUGUCAGUGGAGUAAGUGCUGCUACUGGACCCGUUAAACACCUGACUGCGGUUGACGAGAACGUGAAGUCUCCGUUGACAUUAACGAGGAAUGAAGUGUCGCUUGAUAUUGACAUCGGCAGUCGUGCACUUCUAGUCGAAAUAGAAGAUCCGGAUAAAACUGUCACCGUUCCACAUAGUCCAGGUGUGGCUGUCCCGAGUGGUGACAAAUGGACUUCAGUAGGGAGAAAAAUAAAUGGGGAGAAAAAGACUGUGGGCAAAACGCAGCUGGUCAGCAAGGCAUUGGAAGGGAUGUUAUCAGAAGAAAAAUCCUCACUGCGUGACAAGACAGAUCUCUCUGAGAGAUCAGUCAUUUUUCAUAAAAUAAGAGAAUCUUCAGGUACAGAACCAAAGGCAAGAUUUGAAUACGAUCUUAAUCAUAUUAAGACAUCAUUAAGUAAACUACUCCCAGAUACAGUUUCAGGAGUUAGUAUUUGUAAGCUUUAUAGAAUAGGAAAAAAGGGUUGAUUCCGAAAGUCCUCAGAAAAACCGCCCCCUAAAGGUUACAUUCAACACGGUGGAAGAAAGGAACCUGAUUCUAAGUAAAUCACGUAAACUGAUUGGAUCCGGAAUAUAUGUCCGUGAGGAUCUCAGCCUAGCUGAUCGUAUUAAGAGACGAGCUUCAGAAGCGGAAAUAAACGAGCGUCGCCAAAACGGUGGAAGAAACCUCGUUCUUAAGGGAUUUCAAAUUGUAAAAGUUCGGAGCAAAACGAUCCCCAAACCACUCUGGGCGGCAAGGGAAAGCUCUCCACAGACUUAAAGGUAUACUACACAAAUGCUCGCAGUCUUCUAAAUAAAAUGGCGGAGCUCAAGUCAGUAGUGGAUAAAGAAAAAUUGAACGUUAUUGCUGUCUCGGAAACUUGGUUAACGUCAGAAGUAGUAGAUAGUGAAGUCGAGUUGACUGGUUUCAUAACCAGUAGGGCUGAUAGAUUAAAACGGAGGGAGGCGGGGUUUUUCUGUACACGAAAAGUACUCUAACCAUAAGAUUAGCUGAGACAGUAGCACAUGUUCAGGGACAUGUGAACUGGUGAGAUGUAAGUUGAAAUGCCGAUAGCAAGAUGUUGAAGUAGUUGUGGUAUAUCGCAGUCCAGAAUGUGUAGCAGAUGAUUUUAUCCUAAGUAAACUUAAGUCCUGGUGUAACAACGGUAAAAGUCUUGUAGUAGGCGACUUUAAUGCACCAUAUAUAAACUGGGUUAACUUAGAAGUAGGGUCGUCGAUAUCGUCGUUCGACUGCAAACUGUUAGAAACCUCGAUUGGACUAGCAUUAUUCCAACACAUUAGAGAUCCCACAAGAUACGACUUAAGAAACUCUUCUUCUCUAUUAGAUUUAGUCUUCACACACGGUGAUGACGUUGGUCAAAUGGCUUUUCUCUCACCACUUAUGAGAAGUGACCAUGCAGUCAUCUUAUUCAAAUUCAUGGCUGAGAUUGCCUGUCAAACAGUUACACCGGCCCGUCCCAACGUAUGGGAGGCAGGUAUGCAGGCAAUUAACUCCGCAGCAUCGGCUGAAAACUGGGAAAUAGACUCAAAGGCAUCAGUACAAGAGGCAUGGACUCUAUUCAGGCAUUUAUACAAUCGAGUAACUCAACCAUACAUACCCUGGACUGUCUCAAAGAAAAAGAAGCACGGCCAUCCCUGGAUAGGGCGGGAUAUUCGACGCUUACAAAGGCAAAAAAAGAAAUGCUGGGAUGUUGCCAUCCGCCUUGGCACAGCAGGUACGAUGGAACGCUACAGAUCGACAAGAAGCGAGUGUAUAACAAAAAUUCGGGGAGCUCAGAGAAAAUAUGGAAUGCAGCUGGCACAAGCUCCACUCAAGAAGCCCAAGAGAAUAUUCUCGUACACAAACUACAGAACAAGGAUGCAUCAUUGGAUUCCCAACCUAAUUAAAGUAGGGAGUGAAUCUGAAAUGAUAGAAGAAGAUCAGGAAAAAGCGGAGGCUAUGGCUGACUAUUUUGGGGCAGUUUUCACUGAGGAACCUCCUCUAGAGAAAGAACCAGACCCAAAUACAGGGUCAACAAACCAGCUGCUCACCGUGGACUUCGACCAAAACGAUGUGCUUAAGGUUCUCAGCACCCUAAACAUGGAGCAGUCAACAGGACCAGGUGAACUACACCCCAAAAUCUUGAGACGUAUUGCCAAUAUAUCGCGGCCCCACUGACUGUGAUAUUCAAUGUGUAACUUGACCAAGGUGUGUUACCUAUGGAGUGGAAGGACGCAAUCGUCACUCUCAUACAUAAAACAGGUCCACGACAAGUUCCAUCGAAUUACAGACCCGUAAGUCUCACCAGUGUUGUAAUUAAAACACUGGAAAGAAUAAUCAGACGGACCACAACGGCAUUUAUGGAAACCAAUGACUUGCUGAACAUGGCACAACAUGGUUUUAGAAAGGGUCUAUCCUGUACAACGAACCUCCUUAUAGCUAGGGAGUUCUGGAUUAAUGCGCUAGACAACUGAAACUCAGUGGAUGUUGUCUACAUAGAUUUCAGUAAGGCUUUCGACAACGUGCCAACUAAUAGAUUGCUGUUGAACUUAGAAAACCUUGGUAUUGCCGGACCUCUUUUAAAAUAGAUUAAGCAUUUUUUAGUAGGUCGUAGACAGAAAGUAAGAAUAAGGUUAAUACGUACAACAUAGGGGAUGUGUCAUUACCCCUAGUCCGGUCUCAUAAGGAUCUAGGGGUGACAGUGAGUAAUGAUCUUAAGACGACGCCCCAUUUCCGGGAGGUCGCAGCCAAGGGGUUUCGAACCCUCUGGGCUUUAAAAAGGACAUUCACUAAGUUAGAUACUACCAUGUUCACCGCAGUAUACACAUCCUUAGUGAGAAAUAGGCUAGAAAACUGCGUUCAGGCUGCAAGCCCCUGCUUAAAAGGUGACUCGGACAUACUAGAAAAAGUACAGAGGGCAGCUACCCGUGCAAUUCCGGAACUCCGGGGUUUAUCAUACAAACAGCGGCUUGAAAAACUGGACCUCUUUACUCGGUCCUAUCUCAGACUAAGGGGAGAUCUAAUUUUGAUAUACAGAAUACCGAGAAAUGAUUUCGGACCUAACUUAUUCUCUCUUUCUUCCCACUAGAUCGGGACACUUCAGAGGACAUAGCACGCGAAUAGAAAAGCCAAGAACGAACAAAAUACCCGUGGUAUACAGGUUUUCACACCGAGUCAUCAGUACUUGGGACCUGCUGCCUGAAGCAGUGGUGUCCACACCUUCAACUGACUCUUUCAAGAGAAGAUUGGACACUCACAGAAGCACACUAGAUAAGGAAUAACAUAGGCCGUAGGCCUUCUGUCCUUACUGCACAAAUCUGAAUCUAGUUCUUGGUGAGAUAUAUCAACCAAGCAUAUAUGUACACACACUGAUUCCUCCAUCCAGAAUCAAAUGUAACUUAGCCUUCUAAAAUUGAAUAUGGGACUGGCCCUUUGUCAAUAAGACAUUGAGCCACGAUCGUUAACAUAUUUACCCGGGGUCCGUACUUGCUUUGAAUUCUGGAAGAUCGUUGAGCGUUGUAGUCUUUUUCCUCAGGAUGUGCAAGUCUUGUGCAGGAUGCGUUCGCGUGCUGAUGAUUGUGUUUAACAUCCUGUUUACAAUCAUAGGGAUGAUUGUUUUAUCCGCUGCUUUGUACUUCUACUUUUCAACAUUCGGGGUUAGAGGUACUGAUCAGCACAAUAUAUUGGCUUAUACUUAUAUCGUUCUGGCUGCUAUUGGGGCUCUGAGCUUUGUAUUGGGAAUAUUAGGUUGUUGUGGCUCAUAUCACUAUAGUCGAUGUUUGUUGGGCUUUUAUUUUGCUCUGUUACUGGUUAUUUUCGCCAUCGAAAUUGCUAUUGGCGUAGCUGGGUUCGUCCAUAGAGAACAGGCACGUGCAAUUAUCCACGAAACACUUAAAGAAGGUGUUGAAGAUUGGAAAAAUUCCAACAAUGAAGUUCGAUGGAUGGAUGCAAUCCAUGUUAUGUUCCAAUGUUGCGGUUACAAUGGACCUACAGACUAUGGUAUUGCUAAAGUCCCUUCUUGUUGUUUAAAUGAUCAAUGUGCUAUGGAUUUCGCUUUGCUCAGUUUUCAGACGGGUUGUAAAGAAAGAAUUGACAAUAUUAUGCAUAAUUUCCUAAUCAUAUGUAUCUCGGUUAUUACAAUAGCCCUCAUUGAGCUGAUUGGUUUGAUAUUUGCAAUGACUCUUUGUUGUGCUGUGAAUGGUCGUGAUCCAAACGCUUAUUAUCGUGCAGUACAAACAGCAUAAAUUGAUUUUUUUUUAAAAAAACACUCGACUAACCUAACCAAUCUUUAAAUAAUUGAGAAUUUCCAAACAUGCAGUUCUCCUAUAUGUUUCCACGAACCUAUUCAUUAUGAUUAUAUAAUUCCAACUUUGUAUUGUUCAUCUAUUUCAGAAAUAACAAUGAAUAAUGUAAUUUAGUUAUGUAUGUUUAUAAUCUACUUGUUCAUUUCUACGCAUACAUAUUUACAAUAAUCAUUCAAUCAUUUCAUAUGAGUUGUCUUUUUUCUAUUGUGUAUCUGAGCGAGAGAUUUUUCCUCUUUCUCUCUUUCACCUUCGAAUGGCCAAUUUCAUUUUCACACAAUCUUUAAUUAAUCCUGUCAUACAACACAGUGGUACUCUGUGUGUGUGUGUGUGUUUACUCAUAGUUACACUUCUUUUUUCUCUCAUUGUCACCAUUAUCUUCGUUAUUUUUAUUCGAUACAUAUAAGGAAUACUUCACGAAUGACACAAAGAAGUAAAAUUGCGAAAUUUAACACACACACACAACACCUAUGGUUGUAUCGUAAUAAAAAUACAUUUGUUAUGCUGAUUUUUUUAUAAAAGAAAUCUGCCCAAUUUUUACAUUCUUCUCUUAGAUUCUGUAUCAGUUUCUCAUGUUCCAUGAAAAGUUGUUGGAAUUUUUUAAAAAUUUUCCUAACGGUCAUUGUUUCUUCUUCGAGUACUGUGUAUGUGUGUGUGAGAGAGAGAGAAUAUUCUACUACCGGGUAGACAUGUUUAUUCUUUUAAGAAAUGAUUAUUACUAAUAUUCCAUCAUUGUGUAGAUAACCAUUUAUGUGUAAUUCACCGUUGUCUUAUACUUCUUCAACCGGUUAUUUUGAUCAUUUCAAUAAUGUCAUGCAUCUAUCAACAAUUUCACCAUUGUGGUGUGUGUAGUGUUCUGUCAUUUGUCAUGUUGCUUUUUUAAUAUUCGUAUGUGUAUUUUUGUAAUUUAUAAAAAUGAAUUUUGUUCCAUUUUUAUAAACUUUUCAGUACAUAGUAACAUCAUAUUUGUUUUACACACUUGUCUUGAUCAUUUGUCACAUGGACAUUAAUAAUGAUCUAAUGGGAAUAUAUUUAUUCAUCUUCUGGAAUUUUUUUCGUUUUGAAUGAUGAAUUACAUGAAUUCGUCGUUGGAAUAGAUCUAAUCAUUCUGUGUUUGUUCAUUGUUGUAUUACUAUAUAGAUAUAUGUAUUUGUUAAUUUUGCUUCAAUGAUGAUAAUGUUCUCAUUCUAGUAUUCUGCGUACACAUAUAUUAUAUGAAGUGGUCUUUUUUUUAAAAAAAAAUAUUGUUCAUCAAUUACCAUCUCAAAAUAUAUAACAAAUUUCAUACAGUGUGCACUUGUUUUUUUUAAAUGUUUGUUUAGUUGUUUUUUUAUUCAAUGCUGUGUGAUGUGAUACAAAUCAGAGUGUGUGUAUGUGUGUGGCUCUAAGCAAAUGGAGUCAGUCAGCUACAACGUAGGACCAAUUUCGUGGAUUGGUUGAUGUUAGACACUAUCACCAUUGGAUACCGGCUCAGUGGCCCAGUAGGUUAAGCAUCUGCGCAUUACUGAGGAGUCCCACUAUAGGACGAAACGGCCGUCCAGUGCUUCCAGGUUUCCAAAGGUGGACUAACGGUUCAUGAUCUCAAUCAUAAAUUACAACAGAUUUUAAAUUAAAUUGAAUUUAUAUUUCCACUGAAGUCAUGGAUUCCAACUAUCUUUUAUAGAAUUCAGGAAAAGAAUUGUAUCUCAGUCUGACGCUACUUGUAGUUUAAUGUUAUAAUUCUCUGAAUCCGAUAAUGUGAUUGUCACCCUUAUAUAAAUUACGUACCGAUGUGAUGUCCAAAACGGCACUGAAAUGUAUACAAUUAGAUAACUCUUUAAGAUACAAUAUGACAAUCAAUUAUAAAUGAAGUACAACACUGAAAACGUAUAAACUUUGAGUGUUAUAAAAGGAAAAGGGUGACUAAGAGAUUUACUGGUGAGAAUCCUGGUAAGCUCAUCGAUUACGUGGAAAAAUAACUAUCUGGCACACGAUUAGCGACUGUGAUCCUAAAACUUUCGUAAUCAGAGGUUCAGUCCACAAUACUUACGCCUAUUAUCCCUCAUGAAGGAGUAUAGUCUACCCAACAGCACUCUCCAUUCAAUCCUGUCCUGGGCAAUCCUUUCCAGUUGCUAUUCAUCCUUUUCAUGUUUGCUUCCAUUUCCCAACAAAGUGUGUUCUUCGGCGUUCCUCUUUUCUGUUCCUCUUCACGAUUCCGAGUUCGGGAUUGCCUCGUGAUACAGUUUGGUGAUUUCCGUAAUGUAUGUCCUAUCCACUUCCAAACUCUUUUUCUAAUUUCCUCUUCAGCUCGAAGCUGAUUUAUCCUCUCACACACUAGGCUGUUGCUGGUAGUAUCUGAUCAACGGACAUUGAGUAUCUUGCGUAGACAACUAUUAAUAAAUACUUGUACCUUCUUGAUGAUGAUUGUAGUAGUUCUCCACGUUUCAGCUCCAUACAAUGAGACUGUCCUGACGUUCUGACUUUGAUAUUGGUUGACAAACAGUUGUUUUGAGUUCCAUUCGUUUUUGAAUUGUAGGAAUACGUCUCUUACUUUGCCUUUACUUCUGCAUCCGAUCCGUCCUGUUCAUCGAUGAUACUUGACAGGUAUGUGAAAGAUUCCACAUCUUCCAUAGUUUCCCCAUCAAAUGUGGUCCGGUUGAGGCCUACUGAUGCAGAGGCUGUUGCCAUACUAGUUUUCUUCAUCUGUAUUUGUUCGUUUGUAUGGGAUAGAAGGGCCAGGUUAUCUCCGAAGUCUAAAUCUUCUAAUUAAUCCCUAGCUGUCUACUGUAUUCCGUGCUUUCCCUCAGAUGUCAAGGUCUUCAUAAUCCAGUAGACUACCAGGAGAAAGAGGAAGGAGGAUAGUAGACAGCCUUGUCUGACAAUAUAUUAAGAUCAUUUAUAUCAGCUGUUUAGAAUGAUAGUCACUCUAGAUUUUAAAAUCAAUUAAGACAUAUAUACAUGCCUGUCCUUCAUUGUUUAAAGUAUCCAUUAAUUCUGUAUUUAUCAUAGUAAUGUUCACCUUAAAAUUAGAUAAGUUUUAGUGAAGCUGAGCAACAUAGAAAAAAUAUAUACAUAUGUUAUGCCUCGAUAAGAAUAAUGAGUGGUAAUUUUUGGGAUCCAUUUGUGGACCAAUACUAUACGUAUAUUUUUACCGUAUAUUUGUUAAUUAACUAAACUAUUCAUGUCUCUCUUAUCAUAAGCUUUAUUUUGACCUAUGAACUAUUAUACGAUUUUCUAUUCUUGAAUUAUUCCCUAUCUAUUAGUCACUGCCUCCCUCAUUCACAGUCACAUCUGGCUAAUUCUUGUACAAAUGUUGUUUCAUAUUUUAUUGAUACGUUGUGGUCUCUUUGAUUAGUGUAUAAACUCAGUAUGUUUGAAAUAUAAUGAUUCAUAUUGCAGAGGCUGAGAUUGGUGUUCUGGACUUAACUGGCUGGGCUAGGCGGAAAGCAGGACUAAUCAAGACUCUAGGCUGCUCGCACGUGUUUUACGCAUCCUUGUUCCGAUCGAUAAUUCACUGCCCUCUAAUCGGCGGUCACAAGUUCUAACAACAUAUACAUAACUAAGCAAUAAUUAAUGUCUGCUUAGUGGUCUAGAGGUUAUGCGUUCGCUCGGGAGACCUAUAAGUCCUGGGUCCGAGUCCCUCGGGGCAGGGUCA